AGAAGCAUCUGUUCUUUGCCGUCACCACCUACCGCUGAUAACUCCAUCUCUUCUUCUUCCCCUUCCCCUCUCUCUUUCCCCUUCUCUAUGUCCCAUUCCCCUCCUCCACUACAAAUCAUCCAAGGCGCCUCCUUUCUUCUCCUAAAAUUAGGGUUAGGAUUUCAGGGGAGGAGCUACGCCCUCCGCAGAGAGCACCGCCCCAGCUCAGAUCCAAGGCGUCUCCGGCCCCCCACCGACCGUGUAGUCUCUUCUUCCGGCCGCCGCGCUCCGCGGGAUCUGCUCCCCUGGGGCAAUGGGGCUGUAGAACCUGGCGUCUCGGGCGGCGCCUUCUUCCCUCCGGUGGGUCGGUUCUAGGGUUAGGGGGUUCCGUUUUGGGGAAGCGGGUGCGAGGAGAAGAGGGGAGAGGAGGGAAAGGUCGAGUCUUUCCGGAGAUCUGUGGAUUUGAGGAAAUUGGCUAUUGGAAACAUGUCGUCACCCUCUCUGAAAGGACAUCUAUAUGAGAAAACUUUUCUCUUUGGUCUCAAGUUAUGGGUUGUAAUUGCAAUUGGUGUUGGGGCCUUUAUGUUGGGUGUUCUGUCUGUCCUAGUUAUAUGCCUUAAUGCUCGGAGUCGGAGGAGGUUAAGAAGGGCUUCCAAUAACCUUCCUGUCACCCAAAUCCCAUCAGUUUCAAAGGAAAUCAAGGAAGUGAGGGUGGAGCAAGUCUCUGCUAAUGACUUUGUUGCUCGUGACGGGAUUCUGCUCACAAUUCAUGAUAAGUCUGAUGAAAAGGAGUCAGAUAAGAUGAUGGUUCAUUUGGGAUUGGGUAAAUCAAGACAUGCAGACGAAAACAGUAAUUCCGGUUCAUUUCAUUAUGUGGAGAAAGAUUGUGGCUCCCAAUCUGGUGAAGAAGGAAGUUCAGGGACAGUUGCUGUUUACAGACAAUCUUCUUCUUACCCAAUAACUGCCCCUUCUCCUUUGACAGGCCUUCCAGAAUUUUCUCACCUUGGCUGGGGUCACUGGUUUACUCUGAGGGAUUUAGAACUUGCAACCAAUCGAUUUUCAAGAGAAAAUGUACUUGGGGAGGGGGGCUAUGGGGUUGUUUAUCGUGGUCAACUUAUCAAUGGUACUCCAGUAGCUGUCAAGAAGCUUCUUAACAAUCUGGGGCAAGCUGAGAAGGAAUUUAGAGUGGAAGUUGAGGCUAUCGGUCAUGUCCGCCACAAAAAUUUAGUUCGCCUUUUGGGAUACUGUGUGGAGGGUACUCAAAGGAUGCUAGUUUAUGAGUAUGUGAACAAUGGAAAUCUAGAACAAUGGCUUCAUGGAGCUAUGCGUCAGCGCGGUUCACUUACUUGGGAAGCCCGUAUAAAGAUCCUUCUGGGCACAGCUAAGGCUCUUGCUUAUUUACAUGAGGCCAUUGAACCAAAAGUAGUGCAUCGAGACAUCAAAUCCAGCAAUAUUUUGAUUGAUGAUGAUUUCAAUGCUAAAGUAUCAGAUUUUGGUUUAGCCAAGCUGCUCGGUGCUGGUAAAAGUCAUAUCACUACUCGAGUUAUGGGAACCUUUGGUUAUGUAGCACCAGAAUAUGCAAAUACGGGACUUCUAAAUGAAAAGAGUGACAUUUAUAGCUUCGGGGUUGUUCUACUAGAAGCAAUUACAGGGAGGGAUCCUGUGGAUUAUGGUCGCCCUGCCAAUGAGGUGAAUCUAGUUGAUUGGCUUAAAAUGAUGGUUGGCAGCAGGCGCUCAGAAGAAGUGGUGGAUCCAAGUAUAGAGACAAGGCCAUCUACUAGAGCUCUGAAACGUGCCCUUCUGACAGCCCUAAGGUGUGUUGAUCCAGAUGCAGAGAAGAGACCAAAGAUGGGUCAGGUUGUCCGGAUGCUGGAAUCGGAUGAGCCGAUACCACGCGAGGAUCGAAGGCAUCGGCGAAAUCGGUGUGGGAGCACAGAAAUAGAAUCCCAAAGGGAGAACUCUGACACAGACAAAAGCGACAACCCAGAUUCAAAGCCCGUUGGCACAAGGAACAGACAAUCUUCAACCACAUGAGGUGUCAGGAAAAUUAGGAGAUGUCUCCAUGUCUAAUUGUUCUAAUUGCUCGCGCUCUUUAAAUCUUCUACUUUACUGGGCCUCUACAACUUAUCAUUCUCAUACUCGGAGACAAUGACCAGAGUUCAGUUCAAGGGCAACUUGAGAAUCCUUGUACUUCCACCUUAUUCCAUAUUUUUCAUGUAGAGAGAAUUAUUUUGGUGUAUGUAUGGUGCUUCAUAAUACUUUAAACAGUGUGUGUACAGGUUUUAGCUUCAUGAGGAUUGCGAUGUUUUUCUAAACUGGGAAAUUGUUUUGUGAAUGUGAUUGUAGCUGAAGAGAAUGAAGCCGCCAUUAUAUUCAAAUCUAUUAGAGAAAAUUUUCUUUCCCAUGC
This is a messenger RNA of Phoenix dactylifera (date palm), 2386 nucleotides long. RefSeq names its product putative receptor-like protein kinase At5g18500. Lineage: Eukaryota; Viridiplantae; Streptophyta; Magnoliopsida; Arecales; Arecaceae. The record is from RefSeq and is a predicted model, not a curated record. Gene Ontology annotation, molecular function: protein kinase activity; ATP binding. Gene Ontology annotation, biological process: protein phosphorylation.